Messenger RNA from Cucumis melo (muskmelon), 538 nucleotides. Its product is annotated as protein LIM3. Gene Ontology annotation, molecular function: fatty acid binding. The record is from RefSeq and is a predicted model, not a curated record. The transcript has 2 exons. Lineage: Eukaryota; Viridiplantae; Streptophyta; Magnoliopsida; Cucurbitales; Cucurbitaceae. The coding region runs from base 39 to 359 and encodes 106 amino acids. Gene Ontology annotation, biological process: systemic acquired resistance.
UUUUUCACAACACGAAGUUUUUGUUAUUGUGCAAGAACAUGGGGUAUCUAAGCAUGAAAUGUUUACCAGUUUGGUUGUUUUUGUUGGCAACAACAAGUUUGGUCGAAAAAGGCAAAGGGGAAACUUGUAGUUUCACCUUCUUCUCUUCCCUUGCUAGGUUGAUGCCUUGUAGGCCAUCGGUCGCUCCAUUCCGGCCCAUCCCGCCGACCGUGGCCUGUUGCAAUGCAGUCAAAACUCUUGGCCAGCCUUGCUUGUGUGUGCUUGUCAAUGGCCCCCCUAUUACCGGCGUUGAUCGUGAGUUGGCCAUGCUGUUGCCGCAGAAGUGCACUGCCGAUUUUGAUCCAUGCGAAAUGUCAUGAAAUAAAGACCUUUUGAGUUUCAAUAAUAAGGUGAAAUGUGCAGGGAAUGAGAUCCGUUAAGCAUUAAUGUCUAUGGUGGUACUCCUAUAUGUUGUAUUUUUCUUCAUACAUUCGAGUAUUUAAAGUGUGUACUUCUUUUUUGGGAUAAAUGAAAUAUCUAUAACAAUGUCAAUUUUAUA